AGCCAAGAAAUCAAGAACAGACUGCGAGAAAGAAAGAAUUCGCCCCUCAGCAGCACGCAUAUCCCCUUGAACAUCUCGGCCGGUUUCCCCUUCGUACUAGACGCUAAACGAGCAAGGCCCCACCCACACAUUCGAGGGAAAGAGCUUCCGAAGACAGCUAAUAAUUCAGGGCAUCUUUCACUUCCCAAUCCGAGUACUGCUCGCAAGGUCCCACCUUUUGGCAACGCCGUGUGGCCGCUUCACUCCAGCCGCACAAGCUUUGCCUGCCGCUCCAAGUAGAGCUCGCCAUGGUCGAACGGCGGAGAGACUCGUGCCGGCCGGAGGAAUCGAGCCCGCUCCCGCUCGAAACCUCCCACGUUACAAUCCGACCGGGCUCCAAGCGGCAACAGCCGCAGCAGCAUCACAACGCCGAAGCCCACUCCACCCGUACUUCCCUAAAUCCCCGUCCUACAAGGCGCGCUUCGGCAUGAAGCCCAACCUGCUUCGAGCGGCUGUCGUGCUGACGCUAAUCGUCGCCGGCAGCGCCGUGGCGCUCUGGUCGCUGGGGCUGUCGUUCCGGAGCGCGCUCCUCGCCAUCCAGCCCCCCUCGUCGCGCAUGGAGAGCUCCGCGCUCGACGGCGCGGGCGCAAGAGGCGGAGGUGACGGGCGCGAUAUAAACGCGCUAUCGGCGGAUCAGCUCGCUAUUGCUCUAAGUCUCCGACAGCUCGGGAAGCCGCGGCGGCCGGUGAAAGGCGCGGCCGACGGCAACGGUGAGUCGGCGGGUAACGCGCGGGAAGCGGAUGCCGCGGCGUCGGCGCGAGCGGCAGAUGAUGGUACGGAGAGGCGCGCAGAUGGCGGGGGCGUAGGACGGAUUCAGGGCGACGCUGGUAACGGUGUUGUGGGGGGCGAGGCGGCAGCAGCGACAACGGGAGAAGAGACAGAGGCAGAGUCUGAUGUAGAGGCGGAAAGAGGGACGGGCGGGGACGGGCACGUGGUGGAGCAGCAAAAGGAGGGUGAUAGCGAGGAAGCGGGUGGUGCAGCGGACGAUGCUGUCGCGCCGCCCGAGGGGACGUUCCUCCCCCAGAUGAGCCUGCCGUGUACCGCUCGCCCGUGAUUCUCGGCAAACUCCCCAAGCCCGGCACGCGGCGAGCAGUGGCGCUGCGCAACAUUCUGCAGUUCGACGUCAUCGCCGCCAACACCACCUCCGCCGGUGGCCGCUCCAAGUCAUCGACGAUGCUCGUCCCCGCGCGCCCUACCAAGACCUCGGAGCCGCAAGACGGCUUCCAGGCGCUGCGCAAGUGGCUGUCCAAGCGGAAGAAGCGCAUGCUGCGCGACGAGUCCGCCCCCGCCAGCCGCCGCGCGGACAAGGUGCGUCUGGGACUGGUGAACCUCGGCGCGGCGGACUUGAACCGCGCGCGCGCGCAGUUCCCAAGGCGGUGUUCCGCCCGCUACCGUUCUCCGCACCCCGCGCGGAUUUGAAAUGGGCGGAGCUCUUCCCCGAGUGGAUCGACGAGGA
This is a messenger RNA of Closterium sp. NIES-67, 1495 nucleotides long. The record is from the annotation of a GenBank genome assembly. NCBI's taxonomy places the organism in Eukaryota, Viridiplantae, Streptophyta, Zygnematophyceae, Desmidiales, Closteriaceae.